AUGUCGUGGAUUUUUCGUACGAAAAUUUCCAAAUCAUAUUUCUACGUAUGGUAUCUUGGCUCGAAAGAAGCUGACGGCAUUCGAGGAGCAGCAGUGGUGCUGCCAAUCAUGCGUCAGCUCUUGAGGGACAGCUUCAAGAAGACACCAAACAAAGCAACCGUUCAGAUUUCAAACAAAGGACUCAAACUUGUCCAAUCGGUUCCGGCAAUGUCACGUAGUGGGAAAGUGAAGAUGCAGUUGGCAAAGUUUCAAAUUUCCGCCAGCUGUAUCACUUAUAGUAUGACUGGUCGAGCACCGUUCGACGACGUGGUGGGAGUAGUGAUGUUGGUGAUCAAUCCGGAGAUGAACUCCCCCGUGCACGUGCACUGCUACCGUUGUGAUAGUCCCGAGACGGCACAGAUCAUGCACGCCAACAUACAGAACUCCCUGCAGUCGAUGGACAUACGAAAAGACUCGCCGUUCGUUGAAACGCAAUCUGAUGUCCCGUUGCGCAUGUUUGGUGACACGUUACUAAGAGAAGCAAAGUCGAAGAGUCUGGACAACCUUGAUAUAAAUGCUGUUUCUACGUGA
Angiostrongylus costaricensis is the source of this 570-nucleotide messenger RNA. NCBI's taxonomy places the organism in Eukaryota, Metazoa, Nematoda, Chromadorea, Rhabditida, Metastrongylidae. The record is from the annotation of a GenBank genome assembly.